GGAGGCUUAGUACUUCCGGAAACAAGACGCAAAGCAUCAUGGGACUUAGAGUACAUUUGGAGGUUGUCAGGGAGAUUCUAAGUCAACAAGCUUCAUCUCGUCCCACACUUUCACAGGCAGAAGAACUGUAAGCUUUUCAGACAUGAGUCAGUUCUUGGGUCGUCGGGACUGCGUCGAAAGCCUCCGGAGAGACCUCGUAGACCUUCAAGGUGCGACCGUGGACGUCUUCUCAAGAACCGGACCUGUCAGGUUCUCCUCCUGGAAGUUCCCUGAUAAACUGUCCUGUAACCUGGACAUGGUAGCUCUUCUGGAGCAAUAUGACUUCACGGCUGGAGAUGAAGCAUUCAGCCAACAUUCCCACAUUGUGUUAUUGGAGCUGGUUAUUGACAGACUACUUCUUCUUCUGCAAAGCUUCAAUGCUUAUAUUGAGCUCAUGAGGUGUGGCCAUAGGAGAGAACAAACCAAUGGAUGCCUGUCAGUCGGGCUUGUUGUCCGAAACUAUUGGAGCAAUUUAAUUGAAUUUGCCAAAGGCCCCUCUAAAGACAUCACACAACAGACAAAAGCAAAAAGUACAUUUGAGACAGAAGCAACAUCUUCCGUUUCUCACCAGUUGAGCUCAAAGAGGGAUGUUUGCAGAUGUUUAUCUGCUGGGUCUUCCCCAAACACCAUUCACCAUGUACCAUCUGGUCCUGCUCACAACAGCCCCCUCUACCCUAAAGUUGACAGGCACACUGUAAACUGCCAGACAGUUGAAUCAUCCCUUGUUCCCUGCGACGCAUGUCAUCAAGUGCAAUCUCUUUUGAGAAAAACAGGACAUGCUUUUGUAGAUCUGUUUGAGAGCGAGGGUCUGCCCUCCUCUCUGCAGCUCCUCCUGGGAGCUGUGGAGGACACCCUGGAGCCAGGACAGAUGACAGCAACAGACGUCGUCCAGUGGGCCAAUGAGCAGCUCAGAGACAUGCGCCGGCUGGCAAAACAUCUCCGGGAUGUGCGGGGUACAGUGCAGCCUCUUACGGAGAUGCUAUCUGCAGCAGAAAAAGAGCGGGACAGUUUCAGGACUCAGCUUGAAAGAUCACAGAAAGAGUUCAAGCAAGAGAUUCAAAAACACCAAGCAAAUACUGUCCAGCUGGAGUUUUCACUGCGAAAAGCACAGAGGUCAAUGAAUGAAACUGAGCAACGACUACAUGAGGAGCAACAACAACUAAAAAGAGAUGCUCUCUGCUUGAAGGAGAGUGUUUCCAGACUGAGCGAGAAAGUAGCAGAACAGCAAGACACAAUACAAGCACUUGAAUGUGAAAAUAUUGUGCUGCAGGAGAAGGUGAGGAGCUUAAACAUAGAGGUAGAGGCCUGUUGUAAACUACAGCAAAGGAUUCAGCAGUUAGAGGGUCAAAUAAAGGAAACUCAACUCCAACUUGACAAAGAGAAUGCAAAGUACCACAGCGCUUGUCGUCAGCAAGAGUCAAUGCAGGCAAAGCAGACAUCUUUGUUAAAGAGGGUUGAUGCUCUGGACGAAGAGUGUGAGGAGCUUCAGAGUCAGUUGGGAGAAAAUGAGGAGAGGCAGAUCGGCCUUCACAAUCAGCUGCAACAGAUGUCAGAGGAGAAGGAGCAAGUGCAGGCUCAGCUCACUCAGCAGCAGGACCUGUGUUCAGAGCUGCAAAGGGAGAAGCAGACUCUAGAAACACACAUAAGCGAGCUGAAGAAGAGUGUGACCGAGCUGGAAGAAGGCACACAAGCUUUCAGAGAGAGGGAGAGACUGUUGGUGGCCUUCCCCGAGCUCAGCCCUCUGGCUCAGAACCAACCACAGAGUACAGGAAAUGUGCUUAUGGAUAUGGAGCGACAGCUGCAUGCAAAUAACAUUCGUAUCAAAGUUCUGGAGCAGGAAAACGCCACGCUGCACACCAGCCUCUUAAAACUGAGGGAAAGAGUACAAAAUAACAACACAAGGGAAGCCUCACCUCAGCAUGCAUGGAGCUUCCCUCUGCCAAACACUCAAACAGAAGAAAAACAACAAACUCACCUGACACAAAUGCAGACGACGUCAUUGCAGAGCUACAGCGCAGCAUGGAUGGGAUGCAGUAACAGAGGGAAGGAGGCCAAACGAGGAGGAAGUGGUCCGGAGUCAGCUGCGUCAGGGGAUCAGGUAUCUACUGCUUCUGCCUCCCCCUCGUCACUGCAACUCCACCUUCAGACCCUCCACCUCAACACGGACUCCACUGCUGCAGCUAAAAGCAACACAAAGACACGCAGUAGCUUUCUCCUUGCUCGCUCCAGGAGCUCAAAUCAGAGGAGAAAAUGAAACUGAAUGCAAACAAACAGAAGACUGAAUUUCAAUCGCAGGAAGACAGUUUUGUAUUAGGAAAAACAUUAGCCAACCCUACAUGAAUAUGUCUUUUUGUACAACAUAACACAAUAACUCUGAUAUAAUUGUAAUCUGGCAUUGUCAUAAUGUACACUUUCAACAGUGUGCAAACUUUUUUCAUCAAGUAAAGUUGCAAUAACCUCACUGUGUAUAUACAGACUUUCAUUUUACUGCUGUUGAAACAGGGCGUUGAUGGUUUUGUCAUAUUAGGUUUCCUGAUAUAUGAUCUGCGUCUCAAACUGGCCUGCAGGUAUCUGAAUAGGAAGCCCAGACAGCAGAUGAGUCACAUGAUUCAGAGUAAAUUGGGCGUUUUGUAAAAUCUUAAAUGUCACACAAAUACUGACACGGAGACAGGCGUUUUGUAGCCCUAAGUACUUAUUGACGAGGAAGGGGAGAGGGAGUUUCCAUGGAGACGCGAGAGCUCACAGGAUCCGUGCUCUGCUGAAUCACUAGAGACCUUUUAGUUUACGCCCUUGAGGAUCAUCUGUCAGUGAAUCCAUAAUACUGCACUGAAGACACAGGAUGUGGAUCAGUGGGACGGUUGGGACUUUUUAUGUCAUUUUUGUGUUUCACUACACAUUAUGAGGUUUGAGGCUGUAAUUUGAGCUCAUUUGUGUAAUAUGAGUCCAAUUUGGAGCCUCAAGAGACUUUGCUUGUGUCAGUGUUGUUUCAGUGAAACACAUUUUCUAUUUGUUCUUCUAUCGCUCUGUCUUCAUAGAAGAGUUGUGCUCUGAAAACACCUGACUAUAAUAUCUAAUUUUAUCCCUCACCUAUACUACCUGAAUGAACUCCUGAGGUAUUGUUCAUUCACUUUAAUGACAGCCCCUGACCUACCUGAGGGUUAAUCCCUAAAUUGGGUUAACGAUACAGCUGUGUCACCAAGCAUGAAAUUAAAGCCAAUGAAAGAGAUGGCAGUAAGAAGAAUCAGAAGAACAUUGGCAUUUAGUCUCAAUAUUCAAGAGAAGAAAAUGUGAGCUCUAAACUAUGUUGAAGCAGAGGUGAGUAUUAGACGAUGAUGCCUUUUCUAUUGAAAAUAUGUUUUAGAGAAAAGAGAUUUAGAGAAGAUGAAGAGAUUUUUUUUUUGUUCUGUGCAGCAAAAAAGUAGCACACUCAACUGUGAUACAAUAUUUCAGGUGCAUGACAUCAACAAGACUAAACAGACAAAAAAAAAAGUCAGCACACUAAAUGUCCAGUGUACAGAUCAACAAAGGACACUUUUCAGCACAAGGCCUUCUUCAGCAUUUAGAAGGAUGUUUAGUGAGCUGACUUUUUUGUCUCUCUUUUUAUUGUUCUGUGCCUUAAAAAAAACACAAAUUCAAUUAAAUGACCAACUUGGAUUAAUGAAAGGUUUAAAGAGGAAAAUACUCUUAAUGGCUGCAAGAAUAUUUCAUGUAUGCAUUGUAUAAGAAAAUGGACUAACAAAUUUAAUAUGAGUUACAUACUGUACAACAUCAAUGUCUAAAUGGCCAGACAUCUGACCAUUUACAGACGCUUGAGUGUACUGUAGACUAGCUUAUCUAACACAACAAUUAUUAAAGUGAUUCAAAGAGAU
This is a messenger RNA of Labrus bergylta (ballan wrasse), 3908 nucleotides long. It is a transcript of the gene ccdc157, whose product is annotated as coiled-coil domain containing 157. NCBI's taxonomy places the organism in Eukaryota, Metazoa, Chordata, Actinopteri, Labriformes, Labridae. The record is from RefSeq and is a predicted model, not a curated record.